Molecule: messenger RNA, 747 nt
Organism: Schistocerca piceifrons (Central American locust)
Lineage: Eukaryota; Metazoa; Arthropoda; Insecta; Orthoptera; Acrididae
Product: trypsin-1-like
Exons: 2
Coding region: 1-747 (248 amino acids)
Biological process (GO): proteolysis
Molecular function (GO): serine-type endopeptidase activity
Source: RefSeq, a predicted model, not a curated record
AUGAUUCGGGCCCUCGCCUUGUGCCUGCUGACCGCAGCCUGCAGCGUGGCGCCCACGCUGGGGCGCGUCAGCCGCGUGCUGGGGGGUGAGCCGGUGGACAUCUCGCAGGUCCCAUGGCAGGUCUCCGUUGAGUACGUGGAGGCGCACUACUGCGGCGGCUCCAUCGUCAGCCCCAGAUACGUCAUGACGACUGCGUGGUGCAUUUCUGGCGCCGAACCAAUCUAUUACGUGCUGCGGGUGGGUACGUCAACUCGCGAGAGUGGCGGCGCCACGUACACCGCUUCCGAUAUGUUUUGGCACGAGGAUUUCGAUUAUGUUACAACAGACAGAGACAUUGGUUUCUUCGAGAUCUCAGGUUCCAUCUCGUUUGAUGACAACGUUCAGGCCAUUCCUCUGGCGACUGAGGAGCUCGAGGCAGGCACUUCCGUGACGGUGAGUGGCUGGGGAAGCCUUCAACCAGGGGCAGACUACCCAGAGCAGCUGCACGCCGUCAACACGACUAUCAUCGACCGCUCCUCGUGCAACGACACCUACGAAGGCCUCAUUACGGAGAACAUGAUCUGCGCUGGUGAGCCUGAAGGUGGCAAAGACUCUUGCAACGGUGACAAAGGUGGUCCUCUGGUUGCGAACUCCACGCAGUACGGUAUCAUUUCGUGGGGGUACGGUUGUUUUUACCCACCAUACCCAGGUGUCUACACCAACAUCGUUUCCCUGCGCUCUUGGAUUAAUGAAACAAUCGGCGUCUAA